Messenger RNA from Chenopodium quinoa (quinoa), 834 nucleotides. RefSeq lists its product as uncharacterized. The coding region runs from base 210 to 653 and encodes 147 amino acids. NCBI's taxonomy places the organism in Eukaryota, Viridiplantae, Streptophyta, Magnoliopsida, Caryophyllales, Amaranthaceae. The transcript has a single exon. The record is from RefSeq and is a predicted model, not a curated record.
GCCUACAAAAUUGAUGGGUUACCUUUCACAAAGGCUAAUUACUUGAUUUUAUUUGCUGUUUAAUUAAGUAAUACCUACAGAAGGCUUUGCUUAAAACUCUCUUAAACUAACCAAUUAUCUUUGAUUUGUUUCUUGCACUUCUUUAUUCAUUCUCUUAAUCCUGUUAUUAUCUUCAUUUUUCUUUUUUCCUUGAACUGUUAUACCACAAAAUGGGCAGUGAAUACAGUUCCAGAAAACACUUGUAUGAUAUCAGCAAGUCAAAGAGAACCAGAAGAGCGACAUUGUAUCUGUCUACAGUUGAAGAAGAUGUCGUCGCUCCAAAUUUUUCAAGAGGUCCCGAUCAGAAGAAUGAAAGUGAUCAAACUCAGACCAGUGAAGGGCAGAAGAAUGACCAUGUAAAACUCAAGCAGCUCAUUAGUGUUGAUGGCAAAGCAGACGACACAUCUGAUGGAAAAGAUAAAGGUAGGGCUAUACUUGGCCAGUAUUUCGCUGAUGAGAAGCAACUUCAACUGGUAGUAAAACAGCCUGAUGAUGGCCGCCAAGGAGUGAAACUCAAAAAAUUUGUCAAGCGGUAUGUUAAGGCUUUAAGCCAGAUGGUUAAAUCUAAGCGUAACCAACGCCUAGAGAACCCUGCUAUCCGCCUUAGUAUGUAAAUCAAAAGGCCAAAUAUCUGAAAAUAUAAUAGCAGAUACAUAAUCUUCCUAUUUGAGAGUUAGUUCUCCAUCAAUAUUGUUAUGACUUGAAUAAAGCAAAUUUUGUAAUUUCACAUGUUGUACCCUUGCACCUGUACUUUGCAGAUUCGAGUGCAGAUGAAAGUUUCAGCUUGCUACAAAA